CUAAAGAAAUAAUUUUACAUAUGUAAAUUAGUAUUUUGUGUUAUAAUAAAUACUGUAAAAUAUCGACGAACGAUAAUGUCAGCAUUCUUUUAUCCUGCGAGUUGUUUGAAAGUACAAAUUUAUCCAGAUGGACGAUCUUCGAUCUAUCUUACCCAUGACUAUUGCGAAGGUACCAUCUUUGUUUUCGUUCAAUUCAAAUCAAAUCGAAUACGUGAUGCAAAGUGAAAUGGAACGGCUGAGGGAUGUCCUGCAACCGCACAUCGGAGCCAGUGAAAUUAAAUUGUCGUACGUCAACGAAUUGUUUCCCGAUCUCAAGGAUAAACCGUACAUCGUUCUUCACAAAAAUGUUCGCACUGCACAGCUGCCAAAUUACGGAGACAAAUGCAGAAGCUUCGACGAGCACUUAACGAGACAUGACGUUAGUGGCUCACCUCUGGAAUACUCGUUUGGCAUCUGUGAAUUUGAUGACACGAUUGCCAUAGCGAAACAAAUUUGGCGAAAAGAGGAGGAAUCGUAUUUGCCACUGAGUAGAACAGAUGCCUGCAAUGCACUAAAUUCCUGUCUGGAACAUCUUGAUAAUACUUGGUCCAUAUUGGCGCUCUGCGAUGGCAAGGAUUCCAAACGAAGCAGACUUAUUGGAGCUGUCGUUUCUGAAGAUUGGUUUACCACGUUCGAAGCUGUCUCCAUCGGUGCGACGACUCUGGAUACGGUCAAAGAUGGAUGUCGCAGUCUUGUACAGGAGCAUCUCAAACGGUCACUUGCGCAGGAAUAUAAUCUGAAAAUAUCUAUGCUUGGUACUUUCGACUUGUUUGGAACAAAACAAGAAGUUGUCGAUUGGGAUAAGACCGCUAAGAGUGAUUUUGAAGGAAGCGUCAAUAUUGAAAUGCGUUCGAGUAACUUGAUGUUAGAUCCAAGAUUGUCAAAAAAUAUUUUGAUAGCUCAAAUAAAUGCUGGAUGGAAGGGUAGCCCUUUAAAAGACCUGCGAAGCCAAUUAUUGUUACUGGACCAGUAUUUAUUAACAAUAGAUGAAUGCAACAAAAAUAUUGGAAUACAAAACCCGAUAAAGUUUGCAACACCUUAUUUAGAGGAAGAUAACGCCAUAGCUGAAAAAUUAAGUCUUCUGUUAAGUGGAGAUUACAAUUUCGUGAAAUCCGUUAACGAUGCUCGGAAGAUCGAUUACAUAAACGAGGAGAAUACCGAGAUCGGUGUAAAACUACUGGAACGUGUCCGUAAUGUUUCUUUAAGACACGAUGUAGAUUUUACCGAUCUCUUGUGGGAAGUACUUAUAAAAACUUCAGAGUAUCCACAAAUGAUAAGCUACAUUGAAGCAGCUCUGAAGGAAAUUAUUGAGCAAAAGUCCAUGCCACAGAUCAACGAUACGAAUCCAACGAGAUUCGUAAAACGCAUCUCCGAUCUACGUCAUCAAGAAACGAUAUCUCACUUGCUGGCAGGAACUGUACCGUUAGAACUUGUUGUAGACAUGGGAUUCGAGAAACUUAUCCGAGAUUACUUUUAUGCUCUCAGAGGGGUACGAUUUGUUAAUUUGCAUGAUAUUCGACAGAAAUUGAUCGAUGUGUCAUCUGGGAUUUUUAAUACAGAAAACUAUAGAAAAAAAUUGGUCACGUUAGCACGAAUGCAUCUCUGUUUGGAAUGCAUGCUGCUUAUCGAAACGCAUCUGAAAUGCCCGAUCGAAAGCCUGCAAAGCUUAUUUGCUCUUGUCUACGAACAGUUCGUUUCCGUACAAUCUCCGUUACAAGAUCACACUGAACUCUGCAGUCGAAUAUUUACUUUCACGGCGACCCUAUCCAAUACUGGAGCUAACGAAUUAAGUAAGAUGGAUCCUUCUACAUGGAGAGCUUCCCUCUCGUCUCACACUGCUGCAGCGAUGUUAACGACUACUACAUAUUAUAGUAAAAUGCCUAUCUUUCCAACAAAUAUAUAUCCUACAGACGCGGAUGCAAAUGUGGAGAAGGAGAUAGUUCAUGGUAUAAGUGCAACAUCAUCAUCGAUAAAAUUUAAAAAGAUGUGAAGUACGAGCGUGUUUGGAAACUGAUGCAGCGUUCAAGAAAUGAAAUAAAGUACGUAGGUGUAUGUGAAUAAAUGGAACAUGGUGCCAGAUAAUUAAAAACAUUUAAUUAAUAAUAAAAUAAAAAUUAUAAAAGCAUUUUUCAAAUACAAUUACAUGUAUUAGAUAUAUAUAUAUAUGUAUAUAUAUAUAAAUACAACUACAAUUAUAUGAGUGUUUGUACUCUCAGUCAUUGACAAUAUACACUCGAGCAUGCUAUUAAUUACUUCUCGUGAUUGACACAGAUUUCUUAUUAAAUAUUAUAUUAAGUGUGGAUUUUUCUGAGGAUUAUUCUCAAUGUACAAAAGUAUAUAUCAUAUUUAAAAUUUCAUCGGAUUCGAGGUGAAUCUCUCUCACAAUCGACAUUAAAAUGAGCUUGUUAUACGCGAUAGAAACUUUUUACAGGAUACAUAUAAUUAAUACUACUCAAAUUGAAUUGUUAUUACAUUCUACUCUCGUUCAAUAUACUUUGGCGAUUUUCUCGAACAAAUGUUAUAUAAAAGCGGUAGAGCUUCCCUUCCUCGUGUAAGCCACUAAAUAAGUGCGCGGCUUUUUUUUUAGGUU
Molecule: messenger RNA, 2629 nt
Organism: Ooceraea biroi (clonal raider ant)
Lineage: Eukaryota; Metazoa; Arthropoda; Insecta; Hymenoptera; Formicidae
Product: protein zwilch homolog
Biological process (GO): protein localization to kinetochore; mitotic spindle assembly checkpoint signaling
Cellular component (GO): RZZ complex
Source: RefSeq, a predicted model, not a curated record